Messenger RNA from Actinia tenebrosa (Australian red waratah sea anemone), 2834 nucleotides. Its product is annotated as homeobox protein otx5-B. Gene Ontology annotation, molecular function: DNA-binding transcription factor activity, RNA polymerase II-specific; RNA polymerase II transcription regulatory region sequence-specific DNA binding. The record is from RefSeq and is a predicted model, not a curated record. Gene Ontology annotation, biological process: regulation of transcription by RNA polymerase II. NCBI's taxonomy places the organism in Eukaryota, Metazoa, Cnidaria, Anthozoa, Actiniaria, Actiniidae.
UUAGCAGUCUUCAAGGAGGUCUGUCGUCUAAUUAGGACACAAUCAAUCAAUGUCGGCACAUGUCGUAUCGGUUGAAUAUCUUCUGCAAAUACAGGGAUCAGUUUUUGAUCCAUUGGUUGUGUACACAACUGUUACGCUGUGCCGUUUACGUGACCCGGUCGAUGGUUUAUGGUAAGGUAAUAAUUUGUACAACCCCAUAGGCUUGGUGUAUUGUCCUGGCAAGAUCGCACCGUUAGUUUUAAUGUGCAAGAGAGUCAACAACUAUAAUAUACUUGAGGAUUAGUCACUAAUGCCCCUUUGAGUUCUUCACAUCGCGAAUCGCUUGAACAUUAUUAACCUUGUGUAUUCCUCUGCAAAGCUGGACCAGAUGCAAUAGCUACACUUCUUUUUGAAGUCCCACAAUUUGAUCGAUUUGAUUUGAAAUGGACAUUAAAUUCUUCCAAUUACUGACAAGCGUGAAAAACAUCGAAAAGAUUGAGAUACCCUAGACACAUAUCAAGGGAAUUCUUUGCAGAGUGCUUCGUUCAGAGCAGAAAGAACCAAGUCUGUCUCCGCCUGUAAGCCUCGGGACUGGUUACAUUGAUUAUUCAAGAGAUAUCUUGUGACAGUUUUUAGUAUUGGAGUAUGGCAUCAGACUCGCCUUGCACUUCGUUUACCAUUGAUAACAUUUUGAGACCCGAUAACCCAGAAAGAACAGUACAAGAACCUCAUUCUACAGCUCGGGCUUUGACGCUAGCAGAACGACUUGCAGAUAUCAUCUUGGAAGUACAUUAUGGUUCAUCUAGAGCCAAACACAGACGAACAAGAACUGCCUUCACCCAUCAACAACUACAGGUGCUCGAAGGGACAUUCUCCAAGACUCAUUACCCGGAUGUAGUGAUGAGAGAACAGCUUGCUGCUUACAUCAACAUCCCUGAGUCAAGAAUUCAGGUCUGGUUCAAAAACAGGCGAGCAAAGUAUCGAAAACAAGUCAAAGAAGGCGAAGAUCCAUCAUCGAAUAAAACCUUUGAAAGCUCGUUCAUUCCUCUGGACCCAACAUGGAUGAUGGCAAGAGGGUGCUACCCUACAUCACCUACAUUCUCAUCUACCUACCCCAGUAUACAAUUCAAUCAGUGUCAGUUACCUUGGUCGCUGUGUCCAUACACUGGUACUUCGUCUUGCUCUUGUAGAGAGAUGAAUGCAAACUCUAAUGCGUCUCCUCAUUGGCCCAUUUCUUAUUGUACUCAGUCUUCGAUGUUCGGCCAGCCCCGACGUUUGGAGCCUGGGGAGCAGGUUACUAAAAAAGAAUAACAUUACAUGGAGCUGAAAUAUAAUUUUACAAGUUGUGUAAAUAGGUUUUAAUUCUUGAUGAAGAAUAGCGAAUGGCGAUUUCCUGCAAAUCAUGAAAGGUCGAUUCAAGUUAAUGAGAUAAACAAUCAAUGAAAUGAGUGAAAAAGCAAGGACAGUUCAAGGUGUAUAUAAUACUUUCUGAAAAUUUAAAAAUCGUAAAAAAAUAUCCCCUAAUUGUUGCACAGUGCCGCAAGCACUUCAUUAGGACCUAGUUAUAUGUUUGAAGGCCUGAAUCCAUUAGUGGCUAACGUACUGAGUUGCCAACACGGGCCCUGUGUAGGACUAGUGUAGGACUGGAACACCUUACCAGUUGGACAGUGUAAUAGGAAUUAUAGUUUAAAUCUCAAAAUUCAAAAUCUUUACAUUCGAUUUUCAAACAUAGUGUUCAGGGGGGCCAUAUUUCAUGAUAGUGUCCUGCAUGUAGGGGAAAGUCACUUCGCGCAACCCCCCAAACUUGAGCAAAGCACUGGGACUUUUGUUGGUUAAAUGACGAUAAGAUUAUAUACAUCGGUAGUAUGUUUACCAACCUAGUUCUUGAGAACAGCCACUGACUUACAAAACCAAGUCUUACAGGAUCCAAUUUGUAGUGCAAAGGUUAAACGCCUUUGAAAUGACAGAUGGGACAAAAACAUUAGACUGUAGCAUAGUCUUUUUAGCAUGAGAAUUUCGUUACUUUACGUACAACAUAUAAACGUACUCCGAAUACCAUGGAUCAAUGACCUACACAUUGGUCUGAAACAAUGCAGUGAUUUAUAGUAAGGAAAACGUUUAUGCAGGGCCUAAAAACCAACACAAAGGAAUGUAUUUUUAAUGAAGUAUAACUUGACUAAAUACCACAGUUUGAUAAAUUGCACUGACAGUAGCAAGAUCGAGUUCUGUGGUGAACGCGGACUAAUGACUAACGGUUAAGAUAAUGAUAACUUUAUACGAGUUUAUGAAAACAAAUUAAGGAACUUUGACAUUGAAUUGAUUAUUUUAAGAACCACUGCAUACGAACCUUGUUUCCUUCCUGUAUGUGCAACUGUUCCAUGGGAAAAUUAUGAAAUAUGUAAAUGAUCGAUCUGAAAUCAAACUGUAAAUAUGUUAUAGAGAACUAGAUUACUCGCGACCAAUAUUCUUGGGGUACAAACAAAUAACUCCAAAACCCUCGAGAUUUAAAURACGGUCAAACGGUCACAAUGCUAGUUGAUCUAACAAGACAAGCUAAUUAGGAAUGCUUUGUUAUCGUGUACCAACAUGGCGGCUAUGACGUAACACCCACCCCAAGAAUUAUAGUAUCUAUAGGAAUGGAAAAGGGAUCAUUAUCAAAAGCGUCCUGAAACGUCUUAAGCUUUAUUUACGUACAGACAAUGAGGUAUAAUCCUAGGAAAUUGUAGGAUGAAUAUUGUUCAAGAAAUAAAAAAAUGAAACAGUCGUCAAGUUAAGACCUUCCAAGGGCUUAAGAUUCCCGAGGUAAAUAACAAACACUCGGCAGAAGGUAACAAGGUGUUUCAUUUGGAGCUUCA